This is a messenger RNA of Kockovaella imperatae, 1832 nucleotides long. RefSeq lists its product as hypothetical. Lineage: Eukaryota; Fungi; Basidiomycota; Tremellomycetes; Tremellales; Cuniculitremaceae. The transcript has a single exon. The coding region runs from base 63 to 1463 and encodes 466 amino acids. The record is from RefSeq and is a predicted model, not a curated record.
CUCUCCAAUAACUGGCGCUGAUUUCACUAGCUGGUAGCUUUUUGGGUGACGGCGGACUGAACAUGUCGAGCUCUUCCUUUCUACCUGUUUCUGGUGGGGCCGAUGCUCAACAGCGCCGGAAGGAGAUCAGAAGGCUGGACCGACUCCCAUCCGAGAUCAUCCAGCGAAUCGCUCUUGAGUUACUGGAGGGCGAAGACACGAUCCAGAUUUGCUAUUCUGAAUUUCGUCGCAACGGACGUCUAGGACCAACGCACUCCAUCUUGGCGUUCUCUGCAACUUGUAGGCGGAUCCGACAAGCCGUCAAAUUCCCGCGUAUCUCUUGCUUGAUGAUACUCGGACUGGCGGAAGAAGCAAUACCUUGGCAGCAGUUGUUACCUCUGACACUAGCACCGCGCGUGCGGAGACUAGAAGUCUGUUUCAUGGAAUCGAAGGAUGGCACCGUAGCUCGAUGCAGAUCUAUUGUCAUUCAGGAGAUUGCACGACACAUGCCUGAGCUGGAGGAGCUCAUCAUCAGCCACGACCGAGUCGUUGGUAUGUUUGAACAACAGUUCCCGUCCAACGAUCUCUCACAGCGAUUGGCCAGCGAUAACACUGUCCACAAGUCUGCAGAUGAAAACAAUGCGCGGCUUCAAAAGCUCGCGAGACUGGAACUCCAUGGUCCGAGGAUGCCAUGCAAUAUAUGUAUCAAGAAGUGGAUACUGUCCAGUGCACCUCCGCUGUCGGAGCUCAAAAUCGACUAUCCAUACUCCCGGUCGUUUCUCGUCCCCGGUGGCGGCGAGGCUAUCUCACGUCCUGAUUCAGACGACAUGGAGCAACAUACACUCAACAGCGUUACGUGGCUGUCUGUCCCUCUACAGUGCAAUCUCAACCUUAGACUCGAUGUCAUAUCAAGACAGGUUCAAAAUACCUUUGAUGUGAUCGCCAGACAGUGCCCAAACCUGACGUAUUUAGUCUUCAAUACAGCCAGAGAUGUCCAUCUAUGGCCAGAGAUCAUGGUCUCCAAUGGGAACACCGGUCAACUAUCUCUGACGUAUGCCUCGCGUCGGUAUGCUCUCAACACAGAUAGCCCUCUUAUCUCUGGUCUCUCCGGUCUCAAACACCUGUCACGCAUUGGACCUUUGGUCAGUUUAUCAGUCUUCUCUCAGGAGCCUGAAGACCUUGGCGCCUCGGAACGACUCGCGCUGAAAGCGAUCAUUGUUUUGGCUAGGUUGUACAAGAAGGUGUGUCCGACACUUCGAAAUGGUGGCAAUUGGGUUUUCAUGGCCAGGUUCGACCAGGAAGGCAACGAAGAGGACAACUGGUCUACUUGGUAUGAAUGGGUGUUCAAGGAUGUUGGCGAGACUGAGGUACUCUAUGUGGAUCAUCCUGGUAUCAUCAUCAAGUCUAAUCCAACGUAUUACCGAUUCCGCGAGCCAAGGGUCCUGAACCUUGUACCAGAAACAGAUAUUGAAGCGCUGGGAUGAUGCGGGUCAACUAGCAACUUCUGGAAUCCAUAGUCAUGGUGAUACACCUCGGUGGCCCAUUGUCGCAGACGACAUCGCCUCAUCGUACCGUCGAAAAGCAAAACGACCAUCAUGUCUUUCCAAGUAGUUUUGCAUGCGUCUGGCCUAGUAUUCUGGGUGAGCAGAGCACGGUACUCAUCAGCAAGGCUACGCCAAACUCGUCCUCAAGGUCUCAGAGUGAAUCAUCAAUCGCAGUCCAUUCCCAAUUUGAGGACUCGGUAAGAUGCAGGAGAAACACGUCCAGGGUGGAGACGGAGACAGAUAUUACCCGUCUGGCAGGCACCAAGCUUGAUCCAUGCAUGAGGGGGAUAUGCAUCUCAUGACGCAAAU